Molecule: messenger RNA, 1311 nt
Organism: Durio zibethinus
Lineage: Eukaryota; Viridiplantae; Streptophyta; Magnoliopsida; Malvales; Malvaceae
Source: RefSeq, a predicted model, not a curated record
AAUAAAAAUUAGGAAGGCAUCUCAAACAGGUUAAAAAAAGAGAGAAAAAAAUAUUCUGUCACUCUCCCAGGAAGAAGUGAAAAAGGCAAAAUUUGAUUAGAAAUAUUCGCUUUCUUAGGCUGGCAAUCGGAAAACGGCUGUCGUUUGUUUCUAUCCCAUAGCAAGAAUCCAUCCCUCUUCUUUUUUUUUUUUUUCCUGGUUAAUUAAAAUUGUCCUCAUACAUUUAAUUGCGUAAUUGCUUCAGAUAAUAAAUAAGUUUCCAAUUCUUAACCCCCAACGUUAGAAUUCGAGACACACAAAAGAUUUUAGCCGUUUUUUUUAAUUCUUGUUUUUGAUUAAUGGCUGCGAGUGCGAAUCCAACGGGGAAUAAUCAGGAAGGUUCGUCGAACCAGAAGGUAACGGCUCCUCCUCCACCAACUAAUGGUGUUUCCGUCAAUUCGAACAACAGCGGGGGCAAUACCUGUGCAGCCGCCGUCUCGGCUGAUUCGCAGUCCGCGUUGAGGCACAACCCUGGCAUCUCCGUCGACUGGACUCCCUAUGAACAAUCGAUUCUCGAAGAUUUACUUGCCAAGUAUGCAUCUGAUUCAACCAUAGUUCGCUAUGCUAAGAUCGCAAUGCAGUUGAAGGACAAAACAGUCCGGGAUGUGGCACUGCGUUGUAGAUGGAUGACGAAAAAGGAAAAUGGCAAACGAAGGAAAGAGGAUCAUAAUUCAUCAAGGAAAAAUAAAGACAGAAGAGAAAAGGGUACGGACUCUUCUGCAAAGUCUACAUCUCAUUUAACAACUAGGCCUAAUGGACCUUCAUAUGCACUGCCAAUGAUCCCUACGGACAACGAUGAUGGCAUCCCAUGCAAAGCCAUCGCUGGUGUGACAGGAGAGCUGCUUGAACAAAAUGCUCAAAUGUUUGAUCAAAUUUCAGCAAAUUUUUCAGCUUUCCAGAUACAUGAUAAUAUAAAUCUGUUAUGCAAAACCCGGGACAAUAUCCUUACCAUGUUGAAUGACUUGAAUGACAUGCCAGAGGUAAUGAAACAAAUGCCUCCACUUCCGGUCAAGGUAAAUGAAGAACUGGCCAAUUCCAUCCUUCCUCCGUCAUCCCAUCUGGUGAAAUCAUGAUUCACGGCUUACUGCUGAUACAUCUGACCAUUUGUCUCGAGCUAGGAAUUCUCAAUGAUUCAAAUCUGAAAAGGAGAAGAAGAAAAAAGGAAAAAAAGAGGAAUAAACUGGUCAGUUGAUCAAGUUGUUUUGUCAAUUUAAAAUUGUUUUCUAAGUGUCUGCUAUUUCUGAUAAAUUAGAACGCAACAAAGUUCCAUUU